AUGCGUACAGACUUCCUCGCCGCCCUCCUGGCAACAGCCGCAACCUACACCUCCGCCUCCGCCAUCCCCCAACACCAAUCCCACAACACCUGCCUCAACAUCCCCACCUUCCAAGCAACCGACUACAACUGGGGCUGCUCCCCCGGCGGCUGCGGCUCGAACUUCAAACUCGCCGCCGCAACCGGCUACCGCGAAGGUGCUCCCGGUUUCAACGUCCAGUGCAGUCCCAUCUUCAUCCAGCAGCUGUGGGUGCCCUGCCGCAACGCCGAUGGCAGCGAGUUGCCCGCCACAUCGAGGGUCGAGGCUAUCUGGACGCAGGGGCCGGAUUAUGAGCGUCAGUUCCUUGGGGUGGCACAUAUUUAUCUGAGGGAGGAUGGGAAGACGGUUAAUGCUACGGGGCGCACAGAUAUCCUGCCUGUGAGGGGGGCGCCGAUGCAAUUUUUGUUCCCCGUGACGAUUAUUAGCUAG
Molecule: messenger RNA, 468 nt
Organism: Pseudogymnoascus verrucosus
Lineage: Eukaryota; Fungi; Ascomycota; Leotiomycetes; Thelebolales; Thelebolaceae
Exons: 1
Coding region: 1-468 (155 amino acids)
Source: RefSeq, a predicted model, not a curated record